UUCGAUUUGAAAUCGUUCCUUCAAAUGAUUCAACUUUCAAUUGUUUUUCGACAAAAAUGUGCCAGUUGUUGGUGAAAAUUGUUGAUUUUUUGCGUUGAAUUAAAUAACUGACCAUGACGGAGGAGCAGCCUCCACUGAUGCUCUGUCUAGAGAAUGCUGCCGGUGAGGAGGUGUCGCUCAACAUUGAGCCAAAUGAUGACUUUCACUCCUUCCUGAUAAAGGCAAAUGCACUACUUGGAUACGAAGUAGACCUAAAUUCAUUAACCAGAAACAAGCCAGUGGCCUUAACAGACAACAUUUACCAAUUCCUGCUAAAUUCUGAAAACGGCCUCCUUGAGUACCCUAUGCCACAAACAUUUGAUCAAAUGUUAGAACCAAAUGAUACUACAGAUGGCUUAGUGUAUGUCCUAGGCGAUGGAACACAAAUCAAAGCUUCACAGAUUCAUUUUGACAAUGAGGAUCCACUUUUUGAUUUUGUAGCAGAAAAAAUACCAUUUGUCAAAUACGUUGAUGAUUAUAUAGAUGAGGUUGAACCAUUAAAAGAAAUUAGCACGAAAAUGAUCAACAUAGUCGCUAGCCCUGUCUCUAAAUGGCCUAGUACUUCAAGCCCAAAGAAACCUUUCAUUAACAGCAUUCCUUUUAAACUGGUUAACAAUAAUGCUUCAGGUUUUGCAGCUCAAUUCCAUAAAUUCGUAGAAUCUAGUAUUGAUAAAACUUUUACGCCGCUUAAUCCAGUUACAACUAGAAAUAAGUCUCCGAGAAGUCUUAUUAGAGACAACUAUAAUAAAUAUGAGGACAAUAUUUAUAAUAAAAAUGAUUUCAUAACACGAGAUGAAGUUUUAAAUAUGUUUAAAGAUACUCCGGUAGUACCUUAUGAGAGCCAAAACUUCAGUGAUAAAAGGAGACGCAAAACUGACCCUUCACGCCCUAUUAAUAAGACUGCGAAUGCUAAAACAAUGCCGUACAUAGAUGUUGAUGGUACUUUAAUAGGUCAAAAUGAGAGCCAAAACUGUUUCAUUUGUGAGAAAUUUGUCAAUAACAAUAUGGAUAAGCUUUAUUUAUUUGACAAUGAAGAUCAGAAACUACACAGAUCAUCUCCGCAAAAGAAAUUAUCCACUCAAUUGAAAAUUAUCUGUGAACAAUGCUUAGACAAUAAUUUUAAACCAUCUAGAUUAAAAAGCCCCAGCAAAAAUCUAAAUCCAGACGAAUAUUUGGUCAUUAGGAACAAUCAGCAGUAUAUAUUUCAGAAAACGAAUUCUAUAGAUUUUAAAAAUAUAAAAAGCAGUUUCGUAAACAUUGGUGAAGCAACAGCUAUAAUAGACAAGAUAGAAACAGAAAUCUUUAAAGGAAAUCAAGUGAAUCAAACUGAUUUUGUUAAAGUUGAAAUCGAUUCAAAUGGAGAAAUUAUAUCGAAAGAUGAUGCGGUAGAAUCAAAUUCGGAAUUAUAUAUUAUUAAAGAUAGAAGCUCUAGUGAUGUUGAAAUAAUCGAGGGACCGGAAAUAGACGAUGUCUUAGACAAUUUAGAGGAAGCAGAUGAGGAAGUAAAGGAGUUUUUAGGGAUGUAUCAGAGUGACAUUAAUGAUACUAGUGAACUAAAAUGCAGGUUUUGCGAGCGCGUCUUUGCAGAGUUAGCCGAGUUGAUGGAACAUGGUGACGUUCACAAACACGUGACGGAAGAUGGCGAGGUGUACCCGUGCCCUUUGUGUUUUUACGGAUACGCCAAUUUUAAAUGGCUCAAAGGCCAUCUUAAAGCAGCCCACGAUAAACCUAAGAAGCCUCCAGCAGAAAGCAAUAACGACGAUGCAAAGGAUGAAUUAGAAUCGCAAACACCGUCUGAGCAGUCUCCAGUGGCCAAAAGAACUAGAAGUAACGAUAAGAAAAAUAACGAGGCUGAUAAAGAUGAGACAGCAAAGUCAGAGAAAGAACCUGCAAAAUCAGUGGAACCUGAAAAUGAUAACCAGGAAUGCAAAAUGGAAAUUAAGUUAGAAAUAAAGCAAGAAGCAUUAGAUACAAGCGACGAAGAAGCGAUAUGGAUCGUGCAUACUGACGAUACGCCGGCCGACCAGCUACACUCGCUUCUGCAUGGUGAUGAAAAAAGCGAGGAUGCAGUGUUCAAGAAACCGCAGAAAUGUGCCAAAUGCAGUCAAAUUAUGGUGGAUAUGUCUACACAUAAAUGCAAAAGGCGAACCCGGAAACGGAAAUGCUCGGGCAAGGACGAAAAUUUCACUUUGUCCUCUCAGAAGGACACUGUAAAGAGACCACAAGGUAGACCGAAACAAACUACGGACUUUGGUGACAAUGAUUUACUGGUACCGAGGCCUCGUAAGAAGAAAGCCACAGAACCGACCUCAGAUCCUCAGAUCAUGACGUGUCAUAAUUGUAACGAGUCCUACACAUCCAAAGUACGAUUGAAGUUUCACAUGCAAUUCCACGACAACACAGAGAUGCUGAACGCCAACGGGCAGUACAGUUGUCUCGAGUGCCCCGGAGUCACUUUCAUGACAGAGACAGAGCUAUUUGACCAUGUACACUUUCAACAUGACAAGCAGAAUCGCUAUCAAUGUCCUGUCAAGGAUUGUGGGAAGACAUUCUUUCUCAGAGCGUCUCUGACGAAACAUAGCCGCACGCACACAGACACACGCCGCUACGUUUGCGGCACUUGCGGCAAGAGAUUCCUGGACAAACAGACUUUGGAUGAACAUGGAGUCACACAUUUGCAGAUCAAACCAUACCAAUGCCAUAUUUGCAUGAAGCAACUCACUCGCCGCUCUCGCUUGCGCAUGCACAUGCGCGCGCACGAGGAGUCUCUCUGUCCCGCUCUAGUGCCCGUCUGCGCCGCCUGCCGCCGCGCCUUCCAAAACGUUCCCGCCGCUGUGGAGCAUGUGAAGAAGUCACCAGAGUGUCUCGGGACAUACGGUUGCGAUUUGAACGAAGAUGAGAAACCUGCCGCCGUGUUAUCACCCACAAGUGGGCUAGUUCGACCCACACAGGAAGAACCACCGGGUCAACAGUUUUGCAUAGAACGCGAAGCCCAAUGCGCCGGCGCCGCCGCGCUUUUGGCGCCACUUCCGACGUCCUUGCGCGCCGUCGUUCGUGCAGUCAAAGUAGAUAAGGCCUUCCGCUGCGAGUUUUGCGAGGACGUGUUUUACUUGGAGGAGGAUUUGAACAACCACCGAACUAUCCAUAAAGGGGUGAAGAACCCUUUCACUUGCCACAUCUGCAAAGUCAGCUUCGCUACUUAUUCUAGAUGUACAACACACAAAACUACCCACGGCUUUUACAAGCGCCCCUUAGCUGAUGUGAAGAACGAGGGGCCAAGCCGAGCAAAUUCCGGUCCGUCUGCGCGCGGCGUGUUAGGCUACGGAGGGUUUCCUGUCGUGAAACAUUUCCUGUGUGAGGACUGUGGACGAUCAUAUCUACACUGGACGUACUUGCAAGUGCAUCGAAGAAUGAAACACGCGAACGAGAAUUUCAUCUACAAGUGCAUACAUUGCGAGGAGACCUUCCCUAACAGUUGGAGCGUGGCCUACCACAGAAAAAAGGUGCACGGCAAACCGGCAGAAAAGGGGAACGGAGCCACGAAAACUGUCCACACCGACUAUAGAAUCCCAUGCCGAGACUGCGACGAAGUUUUGCCAAACAAAACUGCGCUCUAUAAACAUAGGAAGAAGGAGCACAGUUACGUGUCAUUACCAAUUAAUGAUAAUCAAGGUAUACAAAUAGAGAGAGAGAGAGAGAGAGAGAUGUGUUAUAAUGGAUGUAUUUCAGGUGUGAGUGGGCAGGCGCACGCAGACGGCGCGCGAGCAGCCUGCACGCACUGCGGUCUCAGCUUUCCCGCCAACCUGCUGUCACACCAUCUCAAAGAGGUCCAUGGGCAAGAUACGCAGUAUCCGGCCACACGAUCACACACCUGCACCGUCUGUGGACACGCCUUCCGCACGGCAUCCAUGCUUACUGAGCACUCCAGGAUCCACACCGGUGAACGGCCGUUUCCGUGCGACGUGUGUGGGGUAGCUUUUAGAAGAGCAACGGCGAUGCGUAACCACCGUUUGAUCCACACGGGCGUCCGAGCGUGGGGCUGCGCGCGCUGCCCGAAGCGUUUCCGGAUCCGCUCCGACCUCAACACGCACUCGAGACUCAAGCACCCGCUACAUCUAGCUGUCAUAGAGGUGUCGGGCCUGGAUCCCAGCUCGGAGCAGGUGAUGGACGCGCUCGCCUUGAACAAUAUCGCCCGGGAGAGUGUUCUUGAAAUCACUAAGGUUUCCUUCCCCAAGGGCGCGCGGCACGUGGUGCCGGACAGCGCGCGCGCGCUCGCGCUGCUGGACGCGGCGCGCCGGCCCGUGCGCUGGACGAGACCUGCGCGUGCGCACGCGCCUGCACCUGCGCCUGCGCCUGCGCCUGCGCCUGCGCCUGCGCCGGACAACCACCACACCAACUACGCUGCUGCGGAAAUGCCGUACAUGCCGUACGCACGGCGCGGUCGCGGCAUCGCCAGGAGCACCCGCUAUGACGGAGCACCGUCACAAGUACAGGACCUGACAGGUUUGAACGUGGAGAUGCUUCUCCAAGACAACCUGCUCGAGCAAUCUUCACUCGGUCCUCAACAAAUGCUCGACCCCAUGCUCCUGUUUAAUACUCCGCCACAGCAGAUGCAGACUGACGUCAUCGUCAACCAUUAA
Messenger RNA from Cydia strobilella, 4679 nucleotides. RefSeq names its product zinc finger protein 208-like. Lineage: Eukaryota; Metazoa; Arthropoda; Insecta; Lepidoptera; Tortricidae. The record is from RefSeq and is a predicted model, not a curated record. The transcript has 30 exons. Gene Ontology annotation, molecular function: RNA polymerase II cis-regulatory region sequence-specific DNA binding; DNA-binding transcription activator activity, RNA polymerase II-specific. The coding region runs from base 114 to 4679 and encodes 1521 amino acids. Gene Ontology annotation, biological process: regulation of transcription by RNA polymerase II. Gene Ontology annotation, cellular component: nucleus.